Molecule: messenger RNA, 6216 nt
Organism: Octopus sinensis (East Asian common octopus)
Lineage: Eukaryota; Metazoa; Mollusca; Cephalopoda; Octopoda; Octopodidae
Exons: 20
Coding region: 564-5570 (1668 amino acids)
Source: RefSeq, a predicted model, not a curated record
CAUUCCACCUUCCCGAAUUACACGACAUUAAAAGCCGUACUUCCGGAAUCCACACAGUAGCAGAGAGAGAGUUAAGAAGAAAAAAAAAUCCCCUCGCUUUAAAAUCAGAGAUGACUUUGUAAAAUGGUGAGUUGGAUUUUUAUUUAGCAAUCGUAAUCUACUAGCUGUGGGUUUGCGCUUGACGAGGAGACGGUGCGUUUUUCAGUGAUGAAGUUUGGCCAAAGCCAGCCGAAAAAGCCAAGUCGCUCUUUCUUGGUCGUCGUCUUCGAGGCGCAAUGCAUGCUGGGUAAUCGUUACUUGUCUAAUAUGGCGCUGACCAGAUGGGAGAUCUGAAGUAAAAAAAAAAAAAUCAUUGUUUAUAAAUUAUGGACAGUUGAAGUCGUUUAUAGAUUUUCAACCUCUUCAAAGUGAGCUUGUUUCUAGGAAGCAAUAUUUCUGAAAUGCUGCUGGUUCGUGUAUAGAUGAGUUUAAAAUAGAACGUGAAUCCCUCUCCAUUACUGCCUGUAUCAUCUUUAGGCAUUGCAAGACCUGCUGGUGCUGCUGUUGGCUGGUACUGUCUCACCAUGGAUCCAAACCACUGGAGUAAUUACAAUCAGCCCUACAGCCGAAUUAACCACAAUAGUACCAUGCCCUCAGCCCACAGUUCCAUUAACCGUUAUGAACUGCCACUUUUGGAUCAAGGAAUCGGAACAGCUGUUUCCUGCCUUAACCGUUAUGACUUGCCGCUACUGGAUCAAGGACUUGGAACAGGUCUAGGGGCAUUGUCCCCAUCUCUCUCCCCACAUACAAGUUUACCACCAGCUCGUGGUCUUGGGGGUAUUCCACAAGUAAACUAUGGCCAUCCAUUACACAAUUCAGUCACUCAGUUUUUGGAUAGUAUGAAUCUACAAUCAUCCUUCCCUAGCCAAUCACAUUACAAACCGGUUCCCACCUCUUUUCCUUUUGAUUCAGCUCCUCGGUCAUCGGCAGAACAACCAACCUGUUACAGCUCGGGGAGGUACGUGACCUCCUCUCACAGUGGAGUUCCUGCUCACAGUAAAUCUCUCUUCAAUCAAGAUUUUCAUUCAAGCAAAGAUUUAGCCAGCAGCCUCACCCCAUCUCCUAUGUCACCCAAUCCUCAUGUUCCUGAAGCAAGUAGCAAAAGCUGGAGUCUGUCUAAUUUUGUCCCAACCUCAUCAAAUCCCUUUGCAAAUCUCACUAACGAGCUCUCUGGACCAGGAAAUUAUGCGCCAGCGUCUCCUAGUCCCCAACAACACAUUCCUCCCCCAGCUCACAGCACCAACAGAGCAAUCAGUAGUCUUUCUCAAAGAAGCCCCUACCAGCCAGACCCUAUCUACUGUUCAACUUCUCUACCUAGUAGUAAGUCGGUUCCAUCUCCACAGUUACCGCCAGUCUAUAGCCGCACCACUUCACAAUCAACAAAACCGGCCCACUCGCCACAGUUGCCUUCUUCAUACAAUAUGUCCAACAUGAAUCAUGAGCAACAACAACCUGCUACCCCCCUCUCUCAACCUCCAACACCAAGACCAUCAAAUUAUUCUUCCCCCCAGGACUUAGAAAAUAUGUCUGGCUCACAGUCACCCAUGUAUGAUCCCUACAGCUGCAUCAGUACUAAAAGUUAUUCUGUAGCAUCUAGUGCUCCCACUUACUCUUCUGUAAAUCAUGUGACACCCGAGAUGGGCUAUGAUCCUGUUAGUCCAACUCAACCACUCUCCGAACAACCAUCUCAACAGCAUCAACAGGGGGAUUCUUUCUGUACAGUCUCUUUGCAAGAUUUGGCUUCAAUUGGAUCUAGUCAAGACCGCAUGCAAGAUAUGAAAAAUCGAGAAAGUGUGUUGCUUCAAGAAACCUCUCAUAUCAUGCUGCACAGUACUGCCAAUAAGGGAGUCUCUCCUUCACUUUCUGAUCUGCAGCAGACUGUCCAGAGUAUCACCUCACGCCCUCAGACUAUUCCAGCAGCACACAACAUGCAUAAUGGCCAACUUUCUCAAAGUGUUCACAGUCCCAUGCAGCAAUCACCUAUCAGUGUGGGGAGUCCGCAGGCUCCAAUAGCACUUGGAAGCCCGCAGACUCCUCUUCCCAGUUCCACUAUAGUGCAAGCACCUCCUCCAGUUCAAGCGGUUGCUGAUUCAACAACCAAACCCAAACGUGGACGUGGACGCAAGAAGAAAGACAUAAUUUAUGACAAAGCUCUUGAACUUGGACAAGAACAUUUAUUUAAUGAAGAACCCCUAAAUAUGACGCAAGGAACAGCCAAUGUAUUCCCCAACAUGGCACAGGUGAUGUCUCAGCAGUGCCAUGACACCCUUCCUCCACAACCAUUAACUGAAGAUACCCUGAGCCCCACUUACCAAGACCACGUUGACGAACAGCGACUCAAAGUUCAGAACGUCAGUCCUGUUUUAGACCCUUCUUUAUCUGUCGGUCGCUUAAAUGACCACCACCAGGAUGCAUCUCCUGUAAGUAUGCAACAGUUUUCAGUACGAGGUAAUGUUGAGAGCUCUCAACAUGGAUCUGAUCAUGUGACAAACAUGCACCCCCCAUCAGUAUCUGGUAGUAUUGGUAGUCCACAAGGUGUUUUAUCGGAGGAUAUGCCCAGUGCCGCUACACCUCUCUCUGAACGUAUUGAACAGCCAUCUGCCAUUACUGACCAAUACUCAGAUAGUUUAACUCCACCCACAACAACGCCAGAUCUACCAGAUAUUCAGAACUAUGGUAUGAGGCGCUUGACUGAAUCAUCUUAUGUUAAUACGAUGGCAUCCCAACUUGGCCCCGGCCAGAUGAAUUUGCACCAGCAGGAUCCAAUGUGCCAAGACAGUAUGACGCUUUCUAAGCAGAAUGCAUCUUUGCAAAUGCAACCUCCUCCAUCUUACAUGAACUUCUCUCAGGUAUCAACGCCAAAAGAUUUGGUACCUGCUUCUAACAGUUUUGAAGAUUUAGCUAUGGAUAAAGAUGGUGAUGCACCCGAAUUCGAUGAUUUAGUUAAUGCCAACACUGCUGAUACGAAGCGACAGUUGCUCUCUCAAGAAGACGAGACCAUUGGAGCAGCUAUGGCUACCAUUUCUGCUGACUUCUCUUUGUCCGAUAAAAAGCAAAAAAGAAGUCGUACUAAAGCAGAACAAAAACAAAUGCCUACCAAUGUAAUAGCUGUUACACUCCAGGCUGAGUUUGAUGAAGAAUUCCAACACUUGCAAGAUAAAGUUAUGCUUGAUGGUGAACUGCUGAGAAAAACGGAGAAUAAAUCCAAAAAGUGUUUUGAUGCUUUCCAAGAAAGCUACAUAAAUUUCUUACAAGGUAAAAAAACAGAGACGCUCUCCAGCCUGAGUUAUUCUAAUAUUACUAGACGCACCCAUGCUACGAAAUAUGAUCCAAGGUUUUAUAAUUCUAUAUUAAAUAAUUUGCCAGUUGGUGAUUUUGGAACUGGGUAUAAAAGACCUCUUACUACUACAACAGAUUUGGGCAGUUCUAAAUUGAAUGAUACAUUGGGCAUGAAUCAGCCUGCAACCCCUUUUUCUGAUGAGGAGAACAGUAUUAAUACAGUUGAAGAUUUAUUUCAGAAUCUUUGUGAUAACUUUGAAUCUGACAAUCAGAUGCAUAGACAGUCAGUAGAGUUUGGACGGGGUCCUCGUCGUGGGCGGGGAGGCCGUGGCAGUAGAGGGCCCCGUGCAAAACGAGCACGUGGUAGGAGCCGAACUUUCUCUGGUGAAAGAGAAGUUAUGGAGUUCUUUGAUAAAGGAACAACAGAAAACGAUGUUGAAAAACCCAUUGUACCUGUGUUACCUUUAAGGCAAACUUCUUCUCGUAAGGCAAAAGAAAAAACCCUCACACGAAGAAAGCGCAAAAAUGAACUCGGCUCUGAUUCUGGAAGUGACACAGACCACGUUGCUGGUAUGCUUUUUGGCCUCAAGAGUGAUAGUGCAGACAGUGCUGAGAACUAUGAUUCUGAUAAAGACCCUGCUUGGACUCCAUUUGCCAUGGAAAAAAAACCAGCCACAUUUGAUGAAACUGAGUUUCCUGAGAACAAACCAAAACGGGCUCGGAGUCGUGGACGAGCUAGGGGCAGAAUUACCAAUAGACUAAACAGUCGCCGAUCAAGAGGCAGAGGACGGAAAAAUUUUGCUUUGAAUAUGUUAGAACCUCUGUUAACUGAAGUACCAGAAGAAGGUGAAAAUGGUACUAAAAACUUUGAGGAACAUCAAUUUAUUAUAGAAAAGAAAGAUAUGGAAAAUUAUGAUAAAUUUCCUGUUUGGAAAAUUGAAGCGGGAAGACUUCAAAAAUAUGAACUAGUAAAUGAAGAUGGGAAAAUUAGACACAGAGCUGUGCCAACAUAUAGAACUUGGACUGCAGCCUGGAGAAAACAGUUCAGUCCUAUUAAAACCAAAUUAAUUUCUCAAGGGUUUAAUUCAGAAAUUGUAGAAGUAGAAGAUGAAUUUUUUCCAAGACCCUCAUAUAAAAACAGUGAAAUAUCAGAACCCAGUCCUCAAAUGAAAGAGCUUUCUGCCCAACAGCCCGAUCUCGCUCCAUCACCCUUGGUGGCCAAAGAAAGGUCCGACAGUGAAAGUGAAGAAGAAGACGACGAAGUAGAUGACGACGACGAUGAUGAGAAGAGGAAUUCCGAGUCUUCUGAAAGUGAAUCUGAAUCCGACAUAGAAGAUGCUCCUGUACAUAAUUUUGAGCCCGGAAAGUUUAUUAUUGAAGUUAAGGACCUUUCAAACUAUGAAAGUUACCCCAUAUGGAAAAUUGAAAAUGGAAAGAUGUUACACAAAUAUGAAUUAAUCAUAGAAGAUGGGAAGAUUCGACACCGAGCUGUUCCUACAUACUCCAGUUGGAUGCCAACCCUUCGUCAACAGUUCAAACCAAUUAGAGCGAAAUUAAUAUCUCAAGGUUUCAACAAAGAAAUAGUUGAAGUUGAAGAACCAUUCCGGCCCAAACCUCCUAAUGAUGGCAGUCUGGAGAGACAAUAUGAAGAUGACCCUUUAGUAGAGUCUUUCAACAUAUACAUGCGAAUAUUCUUGAGCCAGGCUUUGGAAUCUAACUUCUUAAGCAUCAUCAUUGCUACUAAUGACCAAUUUUUUCUGAAAGCCUUGCAGACAAUUGAUAGCCUAAUUGAUAUGAAAGUUAAUGAAAUUGAUUCAAAGGUCCGGUGGAACGACAAAUUUAAAGACUGUCUGAAACUUAAACCUGUUAUGCGGGAGCUUGACCGACCAAAUCUAAAGCAAUCCUGUCAGGCAUGUGAAAAUGCUAGUCAACCUGCCAUAAAGUCCAUCCAUUUAUAUGGUCAACCGUAUGACCUAUCCAAUCUUGGAGAGAAUUCAGUGGACCCAGAAGAAAAUGCAAAUGUUGCACAGGAAUUCAUGAUAGGCAAGACAGCUGCUAUGUAUGUUGGCUCCUAUCAUAGCUUAUAUCAUUUCAAGUACCACAUCUAUGAAAGGUGCUUAGCAAAGAUAAAUAUUAUCAAAGAAAGUGGCAAUUAUUUGGACAAUUCUGAAGUUAUUAAUCAGUGUCUCCAAAACAGAGCUUGGAUCCUCAAGCUCUUUGAAGAUUUGAAGACUUUGCUUGAAAAGACAUGAAAUUUUCUUCUUUCAUUAGAUAAAUAUAGUUGCCAAGUGUAAAGUUGGUAUCUGCCACUGCCAAUGUCGACCAGAGUUGUGCUAAGAAAAACAGAGGAAAAAAGCAGCAACUGAAUUUUUUUUUUUUGAAUUUUUUUUUUUUCUUUGGGAUAAUCUUCCUAACAACAACAACAGCUACUAUAACUACUUUCAAAGGAUUUGCUGCAGGUGCUGCUGCUUUUAGUUACCCUUCUAAUGGACCACAAUUUUUUUCUCCUCACCUUAUUGAAGAAAACAACACAACUGUGAUGUUAUAUAUGUCAACACUCAAAAUAACAAGACAAAAAUGUGAUUUUUAAAAAAAAUAUCUUUUACUAUCACUUUCUCAUAAACUAUUUUUUAAGCUUGUAUACCUAUAAAAGCAGUCCUCAAUACAUUUUGUUAAUAAGCAAUCUUUUAUUUUCUAUCUCGUUUACACUUCAUUCUUCACACCUACUUAAAGAUCCUGCACAAAGGUUCUGUUUCUUUCUUUAAUUCAUGCCAUAUCUUUUCUGAAUCUCCUCAGAAUUGACAUGUAUCUACAAAUUAACACAAAUCACCAGAAUAUUAAGACAUGUCUAAAUCAGUUUCUACACUAAUUAGAUAUUAAUUUUAUAGUUGAAUUUUU